Messenger RNA from Leptosia nina, 465 nucleotides. The record is from the annotation of a GenBank genome assembly. NCBI's taxonomy places the organism in Eukaryota, Metazoa, Arthropoda, Insecta, Lepidoptera, Pieridae.
AUGUUACUUAUAAUCGGUUGCCGAAUUUACUUUCAACCCAUAAAAGAAGUAUGUAAUUGUGAAACAAAGCUGCAUGGAAAAGUGGCUUUAGUGACCGGCGGCAACUCUGGUAUUGGUAAGGAGACGGCCAGGGAUCUGGCGAGACGUGGUGCAAGGGUCAUCAUAGCCAGUAGAGAUAAUAAGAAAUCAGAAGCUGCUGUCAAUGAUAUUAUCUACACAACUGGCAACGCAAACGUUCUAUACAGACAUCUAGAUCUAGCUAAGGUCGAAAGUAUCAGACAAUUUGCGGAAGAUUUUAAAGACGAAGACAGAUUGGAUAUUCUAGUCAAUAAUUCUGGUGUUGGUGGUCUGAAGAAUAAAUGUAACGAGAGAAACAUAGACGUGAUCAUGCAAAUCAAUUACUUCGGGCCGGUUCUUUUGACAAAUUUGCUGUUGGACAAAUUGAAAAAAUCAGCGCCAAGUUGA